UGUUAGCACUUUGUAUUUCUUAUCAGGACACUCUAUGGGCGGAGCUACAACAAUACGAACCCUGUCUCAGGAUAAACGAUUUAAAGGAGGUGUGGCCUUAGACUCAUGGAUGUUUCCUGUUAGACAGGAUACAAUAGACUUUGAGAGGAAGAAUUUACUCUUCGUGAAUAUGGAAAAGUUCCAGGGAGAGAAGAACCUGGAAACCAUGAAAAGAUUUGAGAUUUCUCCCGCGGAAGAAUUAGAAACGAAUGUGAUCUCUUUAAAGAAUGCAACACAUUAUGCUCCUUCAGACAUACUCAUCACUCUUCAGAAUGGUUACAUUGGUGAGCUAGCUUUGGGGAAACCCGAUCUGGAAUUUUCUUCCUUCCAGAAUGUUCUGGCCUCAUCUGAACUAUUCCACGGCUGGAUUAAGAACCGGUUAUGUGCAGAAAUGGAAACCUUUCUGACUGCGUGCCGGAAGUAUGAGGAGCGUCUACUGUAUGGAAUCAAAAUGCCGGAGAAAUGAACGCAGCAUUUAAAAUGUUGUUGCGCAAUAGCUUGAUUAUUUUGUCAAAGUUUGAAAAGUGAUACACCGCAAAAUUAACAAUUUAAA
Eurytemora carolleeae is the source of this 592-nucleotide messenger RNA. RefSeq names its product platelet-activating factor acetylhydrolase. The coding region runs from base 35 to 505 and encodes 156 amino acids. NCBI's taxonomy places the organism in Eukaryota, Metazoa, Arthropoda, Copepoda, Calanoida, Temoridae. The record is from RefSeq and is a predicted model, not a curated record. The transcript is spliced from 4 exons. Gene Ontology annotation, molecular function: 1-alkyl-2-acetylglycerophosphocholine esterase activity.